AUGCUCCCUGCCGGCUCCCUGUGUUCCCCGGUGCUCGCCACCGGCCUUCACUCCCAGUACUCCCCAGUGCUCCCUGCCGGCUCCCUGUGUUCCCCGGUGCUCGCCACCGGCCUCCAGUGCUCCCUGGCGGCUCCCUGGGUUCCUUGCGCCCUGUGUUCCUUGAUGCUCCCCACCAGCUCCCAGUACUCCCCAAUGCUCCCUGCCGGCUCCCUGUGUUCCCCGGUGCUCGCCACCGGCCCUCAGUGCUCCCUGGAGGCUCCCUGUGCACCUUGGUGCUCCCCACCAGCUCUCAGUGCCCCCUUUCAGCUCCCUGUGUUCCCCGAUGCUCCCCACCAGCUCCUAGUGCUCCCCAAUGAUCCCUUCCGGUUCCCUGUACUCCCUUCCGGCUCCCUCUGUUCCCUGGUGCUCCCCAAUGCUCCCUUCCAGCUCCCUGUGUUCCCUGUGCUCCCUUUCAGCUCCCAGUGUUCCGCGGUGCUCCUCACCAGCUCCCAGUGUUCCCCGCCCCUCCCCGUGCUCCUCAGUGCUCCCUUUCAGCUCCCGGUGUUCCCCGAUGCUCCCUACCGGCCCCCAAUGCUCCCUGCUGACUCCCUGUGUUCUCCAGUGCUCCCUUCCGGCUCCCUGUGUUCCCUGCUCCCUGUGUUCCCUGGUGCUCCCCACCAGCCCCCCUCGUGCUCCGUGGUGCUCCCUUUCACUCCCACUGUUCCCCAGUGCUCCCCACCGGCCUGCAGUGCUCCCUUCCGACUCCCCGUGUUCUCCAGUGCUUCCUUCCGGCCUCCUCUGUGCCCUGGUGCUCCCCACCGGCCCCUCCUCGUGCCCCUCCGUGCUCCCUUUCAGCUCCCUGUGUUCCCCGGUGCUGCCCCGGCGAGGGGCCAGUCGGGGUGCCUGGCGUCGGUGUCACCCAGAGCCGAGCUGCCUUCUUCCUUCCCUCCUCCUCCAGGCGGGCCGCCCCCCCGCACCCACCUCGACCACCCCGGUCCGGGCUUGGACCACCGCUACCCGCCCCCGAGGGGGCCGGAGGAGCGGGCCUCAGCCUGGGGGGGCCCCCCGGGGGCCCCCCAACACCUCCAGGGCCGCCCCGCGGACCGGGGGCCACUGAGCCCCAGGACCAUCGAUGCUGAAAUCGACUCUCUGACCAGCGUCCUGGCCGAGCUGGACAGCGGCCGAGGCCAGGCCACCCCCCGUAGGCCGGACGCUCAGGUCUACGAGCCCCCUCGGCCCCCCGCCUACCGGCCGGGCCCCCCCAAAUCGGUCGGGGGAAGCCACCCCGGGCCCCGGGCCCCGGCCCCGCCGUACGGCGGCCUCACCCCGGCUUCCUACGCCACGGCCAGCACGCCAGCUGGCCCGGCCUUCCCCGUCCAGGUGAAGGUAGCCCAGCCGGUCCGGGGGUACGGCCAGCCCAGGCGGGGGGCUCAGCAGGCCUACGGAGCCCCCCAGCCACCCCCCGCCGGCCGGGCCGAGGCCUGGGAAGCCGCCGCCGCCGCCGCGUACAGGGGCCGGGCGGAGCCGGGGGGGAAGGAGGAGCGUCCCAGGGGCGCUCAUCACACCGGAGGAGGAGCGGGAGGCGGCGGCGGCUACCUACCUAAGGCCCCCCCAAGCCGACCCCCGGAGGAGGAGGUGGAGAGGCUCACGAAGAAGCUCAUCCUUGACAUGAACAACCCACCGUCCAGCGGGGAAUAUUUUGGGCGCUGCGGGGGCUGCGGGGAGGACGUGGUGGGCGACGGGGCCGGGGUCGUGGCCCUGGAUCGCGUCUUCCACGUGGGCUGCUUCGUCUGUGCCACCUGCCGCGCCCGGCUGCGGGGACAACACUUCUACGCCGUGGAGCGGAGGGCCUUCUGCGAGGACUGCUACCUGGUGACCCUGGAGAAGUGUGCUAUGUGCUCCCAGCCCAUCCUGGACCGGAUCCUGCGGGCCAUGGGCAAAGCCUACCACCCGGCCUGCUUCACGUGCGUCGUCUGCCACCGCGGGCUGGACGGGGUGCCCUUCACCGUCGACGCCACCAGCCAGAUCCACUGCAUCGACGACUUCCACCGGAAAUUCGCCCCUCGCUGCUCCGUGUGUGGCGGUGCCAUCAUGCCCGAGCCCGGGCAGGAGGAAACGGUGCGCAUCGUGGCCCUCGACCGCAGCUUCCACGUGGGCUGUUACAAGUGCGAGGAAUGCGGGCUGCUGCUGUCGGCGGAGGGCGAGUGCCAGGGCUGCUACCCGCUGGACGGCCACAUCCUGUGCAAGGCCUGCAGCGCCUGGCGCAUCCAGGAGCUCUCGGCCACCAUCACCACCGACUGCUGAGCCCGCCGCCGCCGGGACCCCCCGGCCCGGAGGCGGGCCCGGGGGCUGGGGGUGGGUCUCUGACCAUUGUAAGAGAUGCCCCCUCUCCCCUACCUCCCCUCUUCCCCUUCCGCACCCACCCCCUCCUCAUCUCAUCCUCCCUUUCGGCCGCCCCCUUCUUCCAUACACUCCUUCAGUGGUGCUGUGGUGGGGUGACCCCCUCCCCCCAAAAAAAGCAAUCCCUGCCUCCCUAGUAAUGCCCCCCCACUAUCUCCAGCACCCCCCUUUUAGCUGGGGUGGGGGAGGAGGAUGAUAUGACCCUGCAGGCAGGGCCAACCUGUCCCACCCCCACCCCCAGUAGAUAGGAGGGCAGGACCCCCCCCCCCCCAUAUACACACACACACACACACAACCAGGGUGAUGGCAAUGAUGGGUGGGGGGCGCUGGGGUAUUUUUUUAGGUCAAUUUUUUAAGCAAAGGGGCUAUUUUAUAUAACGGGGCGGGAGGCUGGGUGUCACCGUGCUCAUGGGUGUGGGGGCGGGCCUCAAUAAAGACAUUUUGCGGUU
Messenger RNA from Tachyglossus aculeatus (Australian echidna), 2828 nucleotides. RefSeq names its product thyroid hormone receptor interactor 6 (gene TRIP6). Gene Ontology annotation, biological process: positive regulation of non-canonical NF-kappaB signal transduction. Lineage: Eukaryota; Metazoa; Chordata; Mammalia; Monotremata; Tachyglossidae. Bases 1 to 2283 code for a protein of 760 amino acids. The record is from RefSeq and is a predicted model, not a curated record. The transcript is spliced from 14 exons.